CUGACCAGCGUCUCGAACUUGACUCGGAGCGUUCCCUCGACGCUAGCGGUACCACCACUCCGUCGGAGCUCGAAAUCUCUCUCGAGCCGGAGGAGGUUUCCCGGUUCGCGCGACCGGCCGGGGAGGGGGAGGAUCGCCGUCGCUCCUUUGCGUGAUGGCGGUGGGAAGGGAGGAGGUGGAGAUAGUGAAGCCGAGGUCGGACAAGAGGGAGUACCGGAGGGUCGUCCUCGAGAACUCUCUCGAGGUCCUCCUCAUCAGCGACCCCGACACCGAUAAGUGUGCUGCUUCUAUGGAUGUCGGCGUCGACUACUUCUGCGACCCUGAAGGGCUCGAGGGUCUCGCGCAUUUUCUCGAGCACAUGCUAUUUUAUGCUAGUGAAAGGUAUCCAGUGGAGGAUGGUUAUUCCAAAUUCAUCACAGAGCACGGGGGUAGUAGAAAUGCCUUUACAUCAUCUAGAAACACGAACUACCAUUUCGAUGUUAAUGUUGAUAGCUUUGAAGAGGCAUUGGACAGGUUUGCGCAGUUUUUCAUUAAACCCUUGAUGUCCCCUGACGCCACCAUGAGGGAAAUUAAAGCCGUUCAUUCUGAGUACCAGAAAAACUUAUUACUUGAUAGCCGACGGAUGAACCAGCUUCAGAAACAUAUAAGCGAGGAAAGUCAUCCUUAUCAUAAGUUUAGCACAGGAAAUUGGGAUACCUUGGAGAUUCGACCGAGAGCAAAAGGACUAGAUAUUAGAAAUGAGCUCAUCCAAUUUUACAAGGAGAAAUAUUCAGCUAGUCUCAUGCAUCUGGUCGUAUAUUCAAAAGAAAAUCUAGAUGAAAUUCUCUGUCUGGUAGAAGGCAAGUUUCAAGAAAUUCAAAAUACUGACAAAAGCACUUCUCGCUUUCCUGGACAACCUUGCAGCUCAGAGCAUCUACAGAUUCUUGUGAAAACUGUCCCAAUCAAGCAAGGUCACAAACUGAGAGUAAUCUGGCCUGUAACUCCAGAGAUUCAACACUACAAGGAAGGUCCUUGCCAGUAUCUUGGUCAUCUUAUCGGCCAUCAAGGAGAAGGGUCUCUGUUUUAUGUCUUGAAGACAUUGGGAUGGGCUACGAGUUUAUUUGCAGGUGAAGGGGAAUCGUGUUGGGAAUUUGCAUUUUUUACAGUGCAAAUUGAUCUUACUGAUGCUGGUCAUGAACAUAUGCAAGAUGUCAUUGGAUUGUUGUUCAAAUAUAUUAUUCUCUUACAGCAGUCCGGUGUCUGCAAGUGGAUAUUUGAUGAGCUCUCAGCCUUGUGUGAGACUGAGUUUCAUUAUCAAGACAAAAUCCCUCCCAUUGAUUACGUAGUCUGUGUCGCAUCCAAUAUGGAGAUAUAUCCACCUGAACAUUGGAUCGUGGGAUCCUCUAUGCCUUGUGAAUUCAAUCCCGGCACUAUUCAAAUGGUGCUGGAUAAGCUCUCUCCAGACAAUGUCCGAAUCUUUUGGGAGUCCAAGAGUUUUGAAGGAGCUACUGACAUGGUGGAACCAUGGUAUGGAACAGCAUAUUCCAUGAACAGAAUCUCUGCCUCUACUAUACAGGAAUGGAUGUCAUAUUCUCCUGAUGAAAAUUUGCAUUUACCAGGACCCAAUGUAUUCAUCCCUACCGAUUUCUCUCUAAAAAUUUCAGGAGAAAAGAUCAACUUGCCGGUUCUCUUGAGGAAGUCAUCGUACUCAACAUUAUGGUUCAAGCCAGAUACCGUAUUCUCCACUCCCAAGGCAUACAUUAUAAUAGAUUUCAGCUGCCCCCAUGCUAGCAACUCAUCUGAAGCUGAAGUGCUGACUGAUUUAUUUACUCGGUUGUUGAUGGAUUACUUGAAUGAAUUCGCUUAUUAUGCGCAGGUUGCCGGCCUUUAUUACGGUGUGCAUGACACCAACACAGGUUUUCAGGUCACUGUGGUAGGUUAUAAUCACAAGCUGAGGAUAUUGCUGGAAAAAAUCAUCGAGAAAAUUGCAACCUUUAAAGUGAGACCUGAGAGAUUUGCUGUGAUCAAGGAAGUGGUGACAAAAGAUUAUCAGAAUUUGAAGUUUCAGCAACCAUAUGAGCAUGCUAUGUACUGUAGCUCACUAAUACUGCAAGACAACACUUGGCCCUGGACAGAACAACUUGAAGUUCUUCCCUCACUUGAGAACGAAGAUCUCACCAACUUUUUGCCCCUAAUGCUAUCGAGGACCUCACUGGAGCUUUAUGUAGCUGGGAAUAUUGAACGUGGUGAAGCAGAAUCUAUAGUUCAGCAUAUUGAAAAUGUUCUCUUCCAUGGUCCACAGCCAAUAUGUCAACCUUUAUAUCCAUCCCAGCAUCUGACAAAUAGAGUAGUUAAACUAGGAACUGGAUUGAGUCACUUCUACUGUACGGAAGGCCUAAAUCCAAGUGAUCAGAAUUCUGCUCUGGUGCACUAUAUUCAGCUCCCCCUCGCCCUGCUUGCUUCUCCCCCUCUUCUUCUGGUUCACCAGGAUGAUAUCAUGAUGAAUGUAAAGCUUCAGCUUUUUGCUCUAAUCGCCAAACAAGCGGCAUUCCACCAGCUUAGAUCUGUGGAGCAGCUUGGGUACAUAACCGAGCUUAUGCAGAGGAACGAUUAUGGAAUUCAUGGACUACAAUUCCUCAUCCAAUCCACAGCGAAGGGGCCUGGUAAUAUUGAUUUGAGAGUUGAGGAAUUCCUAAAAAUGUUCGAAAGCAAACUCUCUCGGAUGACGAAUGAAGACUUCAAGAGCAAUGUGAAUGCUUUGAUUGAUAUGAAGCUCGAGAAACACAAGAAUCUUUGGGAAGAAUGUGCAUUCUACUGGGAAGAAAUUUCUAACGGGACUAAAAAAUUUGACAGGAGAGAAACUGAGGUAGCAGCGCUGAGACAGCUAACGCAGCAAGAGUUGCUGGAUUUCUUCUAUGAAUAUGUAAAAGUUGGCGCAGCUAGAAAGAAGACACUAUCCAUUCGAGUUUACGGGAGCCUGCACGCAUCUGAGUACACGACCGACAAAAACCAACCGGCUCAACCAUCCUCAGUUCAAAUCGAGGAUAUCUUCAGUUUUCGAAGAUCUCAACCUCUUUAUGGCUCAUUUAAAGGGGCUUAUGGUCAAGUGAAGUUGUAAGGUAUCGAUACUUGUCUUCCAGAUGAAGAAAGUCAGAUAAUGUUAAGGUUCUCUCUAAACAGCAAUAUUUUGGAGUAGAAGGAACGUUGGGAGUAUCCUGCAUUAGAAAUGGACACUGUUGCAGUCGGAGAUCCUCUAUGAACGGGGAGAACUUAAAUGCUGUCCGUUAUUUGCAUUUUUUCUUCAAUUAUAACCUGCAUAAGUAAAGAACAAAGUUUGUUCUGUUAUUCAGCUCAUCUCUGAAACUUGAAACUUCUACGCAGAAGGCAGCAGAAGUCGGCUGACUUAUGUACAAUUUCAGGAACUAGGUUGUGCAUUGGCGACACCCAAAUUGUGUAAUUAUGUAUGUUGGGCCUUCGCUUUCAAUGUCUUUGCCAGUCCUCUCUUGUUUCUUGUGGCAUUUUCCGUGCUAAGGUAAAAUGAGAUUCCUUGGGUGUGUA
Messenger RNA from Eucalyptus grandis, 3537 nucleotides. Its product is annotated as insulin-degrading enzyme-like 1, peroxisomal. Bases 155 to 3097 code for a protein of 980 amino acids. Gene Ontology annotation, molecular function: metalloendopeptidase activity; metal ion binding. Gene Ontology annotation, cellular component: cytosol; mitochondrion. The record is from RefSeq and is a predicted model, not a curated record. NCBI's taxonomy places the organism in Eukaryota, Viridiplantae, Streptophyta, Magnoliopsida, Myrtales, Myrtaceae. Gene Ontology annotation, biological process: peptide catabolic process. The transcript has 27 exons.